Molecule: messenger RNA, 690 nt
Organism: Physella acuta
Lineage: Eukaryota; Metazoa; Mollusca; Gastropoda; Physidae
Product: PSME3-interacting protein-like
Cellular component (GO): nucleus
Source: RefSeq, a predicted model, not a curated record
AUGGUUGCUGUACCGAUAAGUCCUGAGAUCGAAGCCCCCGGGGAAAGCCAUUCAUCUAGGAGAGACAGCUUCAAAAUUAAAAAAACUGCCUUGAACCUUUGUCAAGCUGAGUGGGAACGAGUUAGAAAACCAGAAGAUCCUAUAGAAUGUCCAGAGGAGGAGACCAGGUCACUUUUUGACCAGUUACAAGCUAACAAAGAACUGAAGGAUAGAGAGCUUGAAGAUGAGACUAAAUUACGAAGUUGUGUAAAAGGUCUUGAUGAUGACGAGGUUCAGUUCCUGAACUAUGUGUCCAACAGGCAGGUGCAGAUAGAAAAGGAUCGGAACAUGGAAGAGAAGUCUGUUAUUGAAGAAAUGAAAAAUGCUAAUGUAGUAAAGGUAAAUGAGAAAAAAGAAAGAUCUCCAGACAGCAACAAAUCAUCAAGUUCCAUCACAAAGUCAAAUUCACAAAAGCUAUUAUUGCAGGGUACAAUUAAAAGGAAAAGUACAACAGAAGCCAACUCUGACACAGAUGAUAAAAAGCAAAAAGCGAAUGGUGACAGUGAUGAUCCACCAGACAGCAAGCUGAUGGCAGGGAUCCCCAAAAACAGUGGCAUAAUGGUUGUAGCCGGCAUCCUGCCAGGGAUAGCUGACUACGGGGAGGCUGACCACAUGAUCCUACCAAGUGCUCCCACACAAAGGAUAAAUUGA